AUGCUAUCUCGAACAUGCUCGAAAGUAUCGGGCUCAUCUUCUGUAUUAAGAAGAUUUACCCGUUUAUAUUCUCAAAAUAGUUUAUCUGUGCCUAUUACUUUACCAAAUGGUAUCAAAUAUGAACAACCUACUGGUUUGUUUAUAAAUGGUGAAUUCGUACCUUCUCAUUCUGGAGAGACAUUCAAAGUGUUAAAUCCAUCUACUGAAGAAAAAAUUACCGAUAUAUACAGAGCUGAUGUUGCUGAUGUUAAUACAGCCGUGAAAGCUGCUAAAAACGCUUUCGAUAACCACUGGUCUCAAGUGGAUCCCGAAGUACGUGCUCGUGGCUUAUUCAAUUUGGCUGAUCUGAUUGAAGAACAUGCUGACACCUUGGCAAGUAUCGAGUCGAUGGAUAACGGUAAAUCAAUGAUCUGUGCACGUGGUGAUGUAGAUCUGGUGUCAAAAUACUUGCGUUCAUGUGGUGGUUGGGCAGAUAAGAUUUAUGGGAAGGUUAUGGACACAGGCAAGGACCAUUUUGCAUAUAGUAUAAGAGAACCAAUAGGUGUCUGUGGUCAGAUUAUUCCAUGGAAUUUCCCAUUACUAAUGUGGUCGUGGAAAAUUGGUCCAGCUUUAGCAACAGGUAAUACUGUCGUCUUGAAGCCUGCUGAAUUGACCCCACUUUCUGCACUAUAUGCAGCCAACUUGGUAAAAGAAGCAGGUAUCCCAGCAGGUGUUGUCAACAUCAUUCCAGGUUCAGGAAGAGUCGUUGGUGAGAAAUUAUGUACCCAUCCGGACGUUAAGAAAAUAGCAUUCACGGGCUCAACUGUUGUUGGCCGUAAUAUCAUGAAGACAGCCUCCGACACUGUAAAGAAAGUUACUUUAGAAUUAGGUGGUAAAUCACCAAAUAUUGUCUUUGCUGAUGCUGAUAUUGAUAAAGCCGUGGAAAACAUUGGUCAUGGUAUUUUCUUCAACUCUGGUGAAGUCUGCUGUGCUGGUUCAAGAAUUUACGUCCAAGAUACUGUCUACGAAAAAGUCUUGCAAAAAUUCAAGGAUUACGCUGAAUCGUUAAAGGUUGGAAACCCAUUCAAUUCAGGUGUUUUCCAAGGUGCUCAAACAUCUGCUAAACAAGUAGAAAAGAUUUUGGCUGCCAUUGACAGUGGUGUUAAAGAUGGGGCACGUAUUGUGACCGGUGGUAAGAGACAUGGUAACAAGGGUUAUUUCAUUCAACCAACCAUCUUUGCAGAUGUUAGAGAAGAUAUGGAUAUCGUGAAAGAAGAAAUCUUUGGCCCUGUCGUUACUGUUUCUAAAUUCUCUACUGUGGAUGAGGUCGUUUCUAUGGCUAAUGAUUCUCAGUACGGAUUAGCCGCAGGUAUCCACACCAGGGAUAUCAACAAAGCUAUCAAUGUAUCGAAUAGAGUCAAAGCAGGCACCGUUUGGAUUAACACAUACAAUGCGUUCCAUCAAAAUGUACCAUUCGGUGGAUUUGGACAAUCAGGUAUCGGUCGUGAAAUGGGUGAAUCAGCUUUGGACAACUACACCCAAAUUAAAUCGAUCAGAAUGGCCUUAGAAAAUAAUCAAGUUUAG
This is a messenger RNA of Kazachstania africana CBS 2517, 1563 nucleotides long. RefSeq names its product aldehyde dehydrogenase (NAD(P)(+)) ALD5 (gene ALD5). Bases 1 to 1563 code for a protein of 520 amino acids. Lineage: Eukaryota; Fungi; Ascomycota; Saccharomycetes; Saccharomycetales; Saccharomycetaceae. Gene Ontology annotation, molecular function: aldehyde dehydrogenase (NAD+) activity. The record is from RefSeq and is a predicted model, not a curated record. The transcript has a single exon.